This is a messenger RNA of Saprolegnia parasitica CBS 223.65, 2274 nucleotides long. RefSeq lists its product as hypothetical. Gene Ontology annotation, biological process: proteolysis. The record is from RefSeq and is a predicted model, not a curated record. Lineage: Eukaryota; Oomycota; Saprolegniomycetes; Saprolegniales; Saprolegniaceae. The transcript is spliced from 13 exons. The coding region runs from base 1 to 2238 and encodes 745 amino acids. Gene Ontology annotation, molecular function: serine-type endopeptidase activity. Gene Ontology annotation, cellular component: Golgi apparatus.
AUGGUCCAUCGCAUAGGCGCCAUCAACGGCAUCGACCACGUCGCCGAGCUCUGGGCGCGCAACAUUACAGGCCAAGGCGUCAAGGUCGGCAUCUUUGAUACCGGGCUCGCACCGUCUUCGCGGUCGUUGUUUCGCCACGUCCAUGACAUCUCCAACUGGACCGACGAAGACGACCUGACGGAUGGCAACGGCCACGGAACGUUUGUGGCCGGCGUCAUUGGCGGCGCGGUCGACGGCUGCCCGGGCCUCGCGCCGGACGCAGCCAUCUACGCAUUUCGCGUCUUUCGCACCGACGGCGCGGUCUACACGUCGUGGUUCCUCGAUGCGAUCAACUACGCCCUCUUCCUCGAGCUCGAUGUGCUCAACUUUAGCAUCGGUGGCCCCGAUUUUAAAGACACGCCGUUCGUGGACAAGAUCGCGGAAGCCUCGGCCCACGGCCUGAUUGUCGUGUCGGCCGCCGGCAACACGGGGCCGUACUACGGGGUGGUGACCAACCCGGCCGACCAAGUGGAUGUCAUUGGCGUCGGCGGGCUCACCGCCGACUUGACGCACCUCGCACCGUUUUCGUCCCGCGGCCUCACCACGUGGGAGACGGAUGUCGGGUAUGGCCGCGUCAAGCCAGACGUCGUCGCGCUGGCCGAGAACGUCUUGGGGCCGACCCGCGACGGCGCGUGCACGGCACUGAACGGCACGAGCAUGGCGGCGCCGCUUGUGACGGGUGCGAUCGCCCUUCUGCUCUCGGCCAUGACACCCGCCCAGCGCCUGCGCUACGGCCACGUCGGCUUUCUCAAGUCGCUUUUGCUGCAGUCGGCGUCCCGCCUGCCGUCGCACCCGCGUCUGCACAAUGAGUGGCACCACGUCUACGAACAAGGCGCGGGACGACUCCACCUGACGCAAGCGCUCGCCAGGAUGGAGAGCCUUAUGGAGGACCCGCGGCCGACGCUCUUGCCCGCGUCGCUCGACCUCACCGACUGUCCGUACAUGUGGCCCCAUUGCCGCCAAGCCUUUUACUUUGACGCGAUUCCAAUCGUCUUCAACAUUACGGUGGUCCAUCCCACGACCGCCACCAGUCGGUUUGCAUCGCCACCCGUGUGGCUCCCCGGACUGAACGGCGAUCUGCUUACGAUUACGACAUCGGGCACCGAUCGUGUCGUGCACCCGUAUACCGGCGCGUUCGGCGUCCACGUGUCGGUGGCCAUUCCCGUCGCAUCGCCGGUUCUUGCCGAAGGCCGGCUACGGCUGACGCUCACCGAUGCAAGGAGCGUCGACCUACCACUGCGCAUUCCAUUGCAGCCGACGCCGCCCAAGCACCAGCGCAUCUUAUGGGACCAGUUUCGGAACCUCCAGUACCCGUCUGCGUACAUUCCAAAAGACGAUGUGCUUGGCGUUGACCCGUUCGACAACCACGGCGACCAUGUGCACACCAACUUUGCCGACCUCUGGCUUUCGCUCAUCGACGCAGGCUACGCCGUCGAUAUUGCAACUGUCGACUAUACGUGUCUGUCACUGGCAUCCUACGGCGCGAUCCUGGUCGUCGACCCAGAAGAGCCGUGGUUCGAGGCCGAGCGCGACUCUCUUCGCGCAAGCUUGGAGCACGCCAACACGUCGCUCUUCCUUGUCGGCGGCUGGUACAAUGAAGCGGCGAUCGCGGCGCUCGAGCUAUGGGACGCCAACACGCUGAGCUACUGGCGGCCGGUCGUCGGUGGCGCCAAUAUCCCUGCCAUAAACGCGCUCUUAGCGCCGUUUGGCAUUGCGUUCGGCACGUCCAUAUGGUCGUCGCUGCCACGCACCGAUGGCGUCGGCGUUGUCUCGAGUGCGUCGCUCGUCCGGUUUCCAGUCGACGGCCACGUCUACUACACGCAGCUGCGCAACGUCACGCUGGCAACGAUGCGCCGUCCAAUGACCACGGACACGUGGGAGUCGGUGCCGAUUCUAGGCCAUUACCAGAUCCCAGACGGCGGUGGCCGCAUCGUUGUCAUGGGCGACGCCGCGUGCAUGGACGCAAGCAGCGCGCAAACCCUCGAGUGCUAUGACGUGGUCCUCGAGCUCAUGCGGUAUGCGACGACAAUGGAGCUGCCGGCGACGCGGGCGGAUCGAUGGGUGCAUCUGGCUUCGAAUCCGCUCGUCGCUUCGUUUGCGCCGGUGACCUCGCAGCCUUCGACCGAGCUAUGGAAGCAAAGCAAAGUCGUGGGGCCGAAGAAGAAGCCCGGCAUGUGUCGACCCCAUGAGACACCGUAGUCCAAGAGCUUGAAUCGAUGGACAUGUAGAGACAGA